Argentina anserina (silverweed cinquefoil) is the source of this 867-nucleotide messenger RNA. Its product is annotated as palmitoyl-monogalactosyldiacylglycerol delta-7 desaturase, chloroplastic-like. Gene Ontology annotation, biological process: lipid metabolic process. NCBI's taxonomy places the organism in Eukaryota, Viridiplantae, Streptophyta, Magnoliopsida, Rosales, Rosaceae. Bases 7 to 867 code for a protein of 286 amino acids. Gene Ontology annotation, cellular component: endoplasmic reticulum membrane. The transcript has 5 exons. The record is from RefSeq and is a predicted model, not a curated record. Gene Ontology annotation, molecular function: oxidoreductase activity, acting on paired donors, with oxidation of a pair of donors resulting in the reduction of molecular oxygen to two molecules of water.
GAAAACAUGGAUGCCUCAACAACCAAGUUAUUUUUCCUGGCCGUACAUGGCCUUGCUCUUUUGGGGCCGUUUUAUGUCAACUGGUCUGCGUUUUGGCUGGCUGUGGCACUCUAUUUUGUUACAGGUGUGGGUAUAACUCUGUCUUUCCAUAGAAACUUGGCUCACCGCAGCUUCAAGCUUCCCAGAUUGCUCGAGUACACUUUUGCCUACUGCGCCGUCCUUUCACUUCAGGGAAGCCCGAUUGAAUGGGUGAGCACGCAUAGGCUCCAUCAUCAGUAUACAGACACAUGGGAUGACCCUCACACGCCCAUUAAGGGAUUCUGGUACAGUCAUAUUCGUUGGGUUGUCGACUAUCAUUCUUGGUUUGGAACACCGGACGCACGAGACUUCAAGAAUGUCGGAGACUUAAAGAAGCAGUGGUAUUAUAGGUUUCUUCACUAUACGUAUCCUUUUCAUUCUGUUGCUCUUGGAGUUCUGCUAUAUGCUGCAGGUGGAAUACCAUUCUUGGUUUGGGGAAUGGGUGUGAGGACUGUAUUUUUUCUCCACGUUACUUUUUCAAUAAACUCGAUCUGCCAUAUGUGGGGAAAGCAAGUCUGGAAUACUGGUGAUUUAUCUAAAAACAACUGGAUGUUAGGGUUGCUAGCACAUGGAGAAGGUUGGCACAAUAAUCAUCAUGCUUUUGAGUACUCAGCUAGACAAGGCUUGGAAUGGUGGGAGAUUGACACUACUUGGUAUAUAAUUCGGUUCCUAGAAGCCAUAGGGUUGGCUACAGACGUAAAACUCCCAUCUGAAGCUCAUAAGGAACGGAAGGCUUUCCCAACUGAUCGAAGCUCACAAGAACGAAUUGAUUUUUGCACUAUCGACUAA